Messenger RNA from Diaporthe batatas, 657 nucleotides. RefSeq lists its product as uncharacterized. The transcript is spliced from 2 exons. The record is from RefSeq and is a predicted model, not a curated record. Lineage: Eukaryota; Fungi; Ascomycota; Sordariomycetes; Diaporthales; Diaporthaceae. The coding region runs from base 1 to 657 and encodes 218 amino acids.
AUGCACGGGUACACAUCGCUCGCCGUGUGCACCCUCGCGGUCAACUGGACCCUGGCCCUCCUGGCCCUCCUGGCCCUCCUGGCCGUGGUCGCCAUCUGCUGGGUUGGGUUCGAGCUCCCUCCCAGGAGGCCCGGGCUGGAUGAUAUCCUUGUCGUCGCCGCGUUCCUGGUCGGCCUCGUCCUCGUGGCCCUGUCGACGUGGGCGCUUGUCGACGAGGGCCUGGGCCGGCACCAGCGGGAUGUGGCUGCGCCGCGGGUUGAGGCUGCUGCGAAGUCCGUCCUCGUCUCCGAGGCCCUGUGGACCCUCACCACAGCCCUCCUCCGCAUCGCAGCAGGCCUCUUCACACGCCGCGUCUUCCGCCCCGCCGCCCCCCUGGCCCGGCGCCUCACCGUGGCCGUCAUGGUCCUCAGCGCCGCGCUGGCGGCCGCCUCCGUCGUGCAGGUCUUCGCCAUCUGCCGCCCGCUCGCGGCGCAGUGGGACCCGCGCGUGCGGGGCGCGUGCGGCGACCAGGCGGUCUCGUUCCUUGUGCUCGAGGCGCUGGGGCUGCUCCUCGACAUCGGGGUGUUGGCCGUCCCGUGUGUUGUGAUUGUGAAGCUGCGGCUUCCGGUCGGCACGAGGGUCGCAUCGGCCUUGAUUGCCAAUAUAGGUGCCGUGUAA